Paramecium tetraurelia is the source of this 648-nucleotide messenger RNA. RefSeq lists its product as uncharacterized. NCBI's taxonomy places the organism in Eukaryota, Ciliophora, Oligohymenophorea, Peniculida, Parameciidae. The transcript is spliced from 2 exons. The record is from RefSeq and is a predicted model, not a curated record.
AUGGGAAGUUCGUAAUGCUGUACAAUUAAUACUGAUGAGUAAGCAUCAGAAUUGGCGAUUGGUAUGAAAGAAACGGCUCAGUCAUCGAAAGAUCCGAAUCGUUCAAGUGAUGGGAAGAAAAACAAAAACCAACCUUUGUCUCCAAUUCAAAAGCAAAAAGGUGCUCGUGGUCAAUUUCGAAUUGAUGAUCCAUAAACACCUGCGUUUGCUGAUAAUAAAUCAAUUCACAGUAAGCAAGAAUCGGAACAAUAAUCGAAUAAGGACAUACAAUUGGUGGCUGAGAUAGUUAUGUAAUUAGAUGAUUUUCAUUAAAAAAUUGAGGAGGCAAAUGAGGAAAGAUUCCUUUCUUAGGCUUCAUUGAAGAAGAAAAGGAAAAAUGAUUCUCCUUUGUGCGAUUUCCAACCAAAAAAUUCAUUAAAAUCAUUUGAUUCAAAAAGACUGGAUAAAUUGAAAUCUAUCAGUGAACACAAGUAGAUGAAAGAAGAACUCAUUAAAGAAGAGUGGGAAAGUUAGAGAAGUCAAAGUGCUGACAAUAAAUCGGUGAAGAGCAUUUUAAAAUAGGAAAUGAAGUACAGUCAAUUUAAAAAGGGGCAGUGUGGCAAUGAUACUCAGUCGCAAAAGAGGGUACAUUUUUAAUUGAACAAAUGA